Podarcis lilfordi (Lilford's wall lizard) is the source of this 14626-nucleotide messenger RNA. The record is from the annotation of a GenBank genome assembly. Lineage: Eukaryota; Metazoa; Chordata; Lepidosauria; Squamata; Lacertidae.
GAGGCAUAAGCCAGUAGCAAACUAUUGCGGCCGAUUCCAGCCUUUUCCUGGCAUUUUUUGAAAAAGCGCCUCUGUUGCUUUAAAUGAGGAGAGGACUUCAUCUUCAGGUGGAGUCAAUUCUUGCUGGGUUAUAAAUUUGCUGGGAGCCGAGAUAGCAGCUGGUUGUUGUUUUUUUGCUGGAAUCUUAGCAAGCGUAUAGAACCAGUAUGGUAAGCUGAUGGCAUUGUAGUUUCUCGUUUGGAUUUGAAACUGUCGCUUGAGUGCUGUAUGUAUUGAUUUUAUCUGGGCUGUGGAUCUUUUUGAUAACUUUCAGUUAACUUUUCUGGAAGGGUUAUUGAUGAAUACUUUAAGCUCAUUUGGGCUGGUGUUUGCUCCUUAUAAGGUAAAAGCUAGGCUGUAGCAAAAGGGAGGUUUAGAAGGAGGGGGGUCUUUUCCGUACACCCCUCCCCUUAGUUUUUCUCUGUUCGGUGGCUUAGCUGAUCUUCUUGCAAAGUUGUGGGUUUCCUUUCUGACAGCUGAGCUCUCUUUUCCCUCUGGAUCUUUAGAGGCAUAAAAUGUGUUCUUCUGCCGUAUAAAGUCCCGCUCUCAUUUUUCCACCUCCCCUUUCCUCCUGCCCUUUACCCUACAUUAUUUCACACUUCAGUUAUGAGCAUGGUUUAGGUAGGAGAUUACUGUACUUUUGCAGAUUUCUUCCCCUUAUUCCCCUCCCCUGUAUAAGAGGAAACUGCCAUAUUGCCUUUGUCUACUGUAAUCCCAAGGGCUGAUAUGCUAAAAGAAUAGAGUCGCUCCCCCUUUCCAGAAAAUAUAUAUAUUAUUUGUGAAUGUUUCAAAACUAUAGACUUUCGGACAACCUCAAAAAAAGUUUAACUGAAACUUCUGGGAAGCUCUUACAAAGGACUGCUGCUUGCAUUUCAUUUAUUUAUGCUAAUCUUAAUGGAUUUUAAUUAAGAUAGCUGCUUAGGGGGUGUAGGGGGAGUCCAAAAAUCUAGAGUGCUUUAUCCCAAAAAGGAGAUCCAUUGUUGGUCUUUACUCGUGAGUAGGCCCAGGUCCACUGACAGGGCAGUUCUGGAAGUCUAUAUUGCAUGAGCUGAAUUUCUGAGCUGUGACUUCACUCCUUAACCCAGCAAAAAUUUGGAUUCAAAGACCUAUUGUUCUCUUGUUAUCAAGCUGCCCAGUUGAGUAUUUGCAUGGAAGUUUAACUAGGAAAACCUGCCAGUCCAACAGUGUUGAGUUGGAAUUCCUGGAGGGGAGAAAAAAACCCUGUAGAAUUUUGAUCUUGUAUGGUCCUGGAGCAGAAAUGGAUUAAGCUUUUUUUAAUUUCUUUAAGUUGGGCGGUGGUAUGCUUUAACAGUUGCACGUGGAAGCCAAGAGACGGCUGUCUCUGGCUGAGGAUAUCUUCUGCAAUUCCAGACUGGCUUCAUAGAAUCAUAGAGUUGGAAGAGACCACAAGGGCCAUCGAGUCCAACCCCCUGCCAAGCAGGAAACGAGCUUCUUUGCUCUGUUGUGGAAAUACCAGCAUCGGUUGUGUCGGGAGCAGGUGCUACCACUUGGCAAACUGUUGAGAGAGAGGGAAAAGGGGAGUGGGGACUUCUCUUCUUUGCUGGCCGCAAGGAAUGUCCCCUGAGUGACUCCAGCAAAUUGGGACAGAAGAGCUACAAUUAGAACUCCCAUCACAGAUAGAUGGACGGGGACUGUGGCAUGCUGCGGAGGGCGGUGUGAAAAGCAGCUGUCAGAUCUGAUGAGCAGAAGCUGGUGUGGUCAUCUCGCAUUUUGAUCGCCUGUAGGCUUCCCGGGGCUGACCGCUGUAGGAUGUGGGAGGGAGGGAGCGAAGGACUGGAUGAACUCUCCUCUGAUCCUUCGCGUUGUGUUCUUGACACAUGACUCAUAAUCUCGCCGCAGUUGGAAGAACGCGGAUCAGGCUGUGGCUGACCGUAGUCAUCUCACUGGGAUAAAGCUUUUUUAAAAAAAUUAAUGCUGCUUCUCCUUUAUUUCUCCGCCCCAAAAGCACGCAUGUGUCAUGGUCGUGGCAUCUCAAAUAUGCCGAACAGAUUUCGCCGGGUUUUACACCUGUUAUUGAGGCGCUCUUGUCUCUCGGGCCAUUUCUGGGCUCUGAACCAAAGUCUUGCCACAACCCCCUCUUAAAAAAAAAAAACCAAAAGGGAAGGCGCUAUGUGGAGUCAUCGAAAGUAACUGCGGGAGUUCAGGACAGCUGAAUGGAAGCGGUACUGCAUUUAUGGUCAACCAGGAUGAUUGGCCUGCUUCCAUCAGUUUGGGGAGCUUCCAGGAUGUUCCUAAUUUGGGGUAGGAUUCCAUUGCGUUGCGGCCAAUCCAGGUGGCGCAAUGUUAGUCGAUCGAGAGCUGCUUUGCCAAAAGCUUGGGCUUUUUUGCAAGAAGGAAAAUGUCUGGAAGAUGUGCUUGCUUUGAUGCAACAUCAUCUCGCCUCCCCCUGCGAACAAGCCAGGACGAAUGCACACCAACUAGCCAAUGUUAUCCAGUCCCCUUGCAAAUGAAUCGGGAUGAAUGCUCAAUAUAACAGAGUCUCCUCCAGACCAUAAUUCAGAAGCAUCCAUUCUUCGGUGAUCAGCCUUCUUUAUGGUCCAGCUCUCACUUCCAUACAUCACUACUGGGAAAACCAUGGCUUUAACUAUACAGACCUUUGUUGGCAAGGUGAUGUCUCUGCUUUUUUAGGUGCUGUCUAGGGUGGGUUACAACAAUUUACAAUUACAACCCAGUGUGGGUUACAACAAUUUAAAAUACACCUUUUAACAACGAUUUAAAGCAAAUGGUUAAUGUUGCUGGCUAUGAAAUGACCUAGACCCUGCGAUCCCCUCAGGCCCUUCUUUGUGUGGCUCCUCUUUGAGGCGUUUGGAGGGUGGCAGCAAGAGAACGGGGCCUUUUCAACGGUGGCUCCCUGGUUGUGGAAUGCGCUCCCCAGCCAGGCUUGCCUGGCGCCUUCCUUAAAUAUCUUUAGGCACCAGGCAAAAAUGUUUCUCUAUAACAGCUGUUUUCAGCCUGUGGGUCCCCAGAUGCUGUUGGACUACAACUCCCAUCAUCCUUGAGCUCUGGCCUUGCUAGCUAGGGGUGAUGGGAGGUGUAGUUCAACAACAUCUGGGGACUCACAGGUUGAGAAAGGCUGCUCUAUAACUAAGCUUUUUGGCUGAUUAACAUUCUAUGGCAUCCAUCUGUAUCGGGAGACAAUACAAUGCACCUCUGGGGGCUGAAAUCAAGAUGUAGGAAGGUUGCAGCAACUGCUGGAGACAGAUGUGGGAGAGAUUACUGGUUUUAUUACAUAUUUCAUGUCCUCGUUUUGUAUUUUUCAGUUGUGAGCCACCCUAUGAUGUUUAGAUGAAGGGCGCUAUAUAGAUUUAAUAAAUACCGUACUUUUCUGUGUAUACGACUAUGGUUUUUUUCUGUAAAAAAUUCAUGCUAAAAAGUGGGGGCCGUCUUAUGCAUGGGUAGUGCAUAGGGUGGACGUUUGGUUGGUUGCUGUCGAGGCUGUCAGCGGCUAUUGUGCACGUUAUUGGUUGCCGCGUCAAUGGGUGGUGUUGACUGGCUGACGCUUCGGCAGUUGGGCGUGCGAUUGGCAGCUUCUGCCGGCGAUGGGACAGACGAGAGGCGGAUUUAGCGACGCGUGCGGGUGAGCAGUUUUUGGCAAUCCCCCCUGAAAAAAACUCAACAACCCUGGGUAAUUCCCCCUAAAAAGCUCAACAACUCUGUGGCAUCUUCCCCCAUUUUCUUAAAUUUGAGUCCCCAAAAUAGGGGUCCUCUUAUACAUGGGGGCGUCUUAUAGACGGGAAAGUACGGUAAUAAUAUUUGAAUUUUGCUCAGCAACACCUGAUUCCACACAUGUGUGUGCAUGUGUUUCUGUCUGUGUCUCUCCCUCUGGCAAUCUUCUCUCCUCCUUCUCUGGAUUAUGUUGUCUUUUGGAUGCAUUAGUCCUCCUCACCAUCACCACAAAAUACAACUCAUCUUUGGCCUUCUGCCCCAGACUCCUGCCUCCUCCUUUUUUAGACUCUCUGAUUUGAGCAGCGCAGGCAACAGUAGUUAAGUUUCUCCCAGGGAGGGGGGAUAAAUUUGAUUCCGUUCACAUUUAAAGGCAGGCUUGCUGAAUCAGCAUUCACUUUGCAAAAAUGCGAAUAGUAGGCAAAAUUGCAUCGAAAAAUGUGUAUAGUAGGAGAAAGUCACAUGAAAUGCUGACAAAUUAUCCCGAAGACUUUUUUUUUUUAAUUCACAAACUGGUGUAGAAAUGAGGAUUGGGGAAAAUGAAAAGCCAAAGUAGCGAAGCACAUUUUCCCAUCCCUCUCUCUCCUGGCUGCCCUGUCCCUCUGUGACAUCACAGAAGCUCAUCCAAUCCAGGCUGGAGGCUCCAGCCACAAAGAGUCUCUGGCAUAGCACACUGCAGCAUGGAUUUUUAUUGCAGUUAAGGUCUAUUAUUGAUCGCUGGCCACAAAAGAUAAGGAUGGAAUCUCUUUAGGAAUAAUGGGUUUGUUUUAAACACGUGGCUAUCAUAAGACCAAGGGUUUAUCAGCCAAGCUGGGGGAGGGGAAUCACAUCUGGCAACCAAUGUGCCCCUUUGGUUUCAUAUAGUAUACAGGUAGAUGAGUCUAAAAAGCCUGGGAUACAAAUUUUCAUGGCCCUCUAGCGACUAUAGUGGCUCAUUUACCAGGAUGAAUGUAUUUAGCAUUAACAAUGGAAGUUUGCACUCUCGUUCUGACCAAACAAAGCCUCCUGGUGUAUCUUUUGCUCUAGGAUACACCUGAAUAUAAGGACGCGGGUGGCGCUGUGGUCUAAACCACUGAGCCUAGGACUUGCCGAUCAGAAGGUUGGUGGUUCGAAUCCCCGCGACGGGGUGAGCUCCCGUUGCUCAGUCCCUGCUCCUGCCAACCUAGCAGUUCGAAAGCACGUCAAAGUGCAAGUAGAUAAAUAGGGACCCCUGACCAUUAGGUCCAGUUGUGACUGACUCUGGGGUUGUGGCGUCAUCUCGCUUUAUUGGCCGAGAGAGCCGACGUACAGCUUCCGGGUCAUGUGGCCAGCAUGACUAAGCCACUUCUGGCGAACCAGAGCAGCGCACGGAAACGCUGUUUACCUUCCUGCUGGAGCGGUACCUAUUUAUCUACUUGCACUUUGACGUGCUUUCGAACUGCUAGGUUGGCAGGAGCAGGGACAGAGCAAUGGGAGCUCACCCCGUUGCGGGGAUUUGAACCGCCGACCUUCUGAUCAGCAAGCCCUAGGCUCUGUGGUUUAACCCACAGCGCCACCCACGUCCCUUGACUAGUAUAGGACAGAAUAGUAUAUUAAAUAGAAUAUUAAAUAUCAGCAUAUAAAUUUAAACAGAAAUCCACUCCUAACAAUCACAAUAAUUUCUAAACCACAAUCAAUAAAACAACGGCAAGCCAUGUCUUUAUAGCCAGUGCAGCAUAAUGUCUAGAGCAUCAGAUUAGGAGCAAGGAGAAGCGGGUUCAAAUCCCCACUUGGCCACAAAACUCGCCAUGUGACCUUGGGCUAAUCAUGUCCCCCAGUCAAGCUUUUGUGGGGAUCAACUGAGGUGCCCCCCCAAUCUGUGCACUCCUGAGCAAACUGGGAUUUCCUCCACUAUUAAAUAAGAGAGAAUCGGUGUUCUGCCAAUAAUUCGCUCCAAGGUUAUGCUCAGUCCAGUAUACCUGAAGGAGCAUCUCCACCCCCAUCAUUCUGCCCAGACACUGAGGUCCAGCGCCAAGGGCCUUCUGGUGGUUCCCUCACUGCGAGAAGCCAAGUUACAGGGAACCAGGCAGAGGGCCUUCUCGGUAGUGGCACCCGCCCUGUGGAACGCCCUCCCACCAGAUGUCAAAGAGAACAACAACUACCAGACUUUUAGAAGACAUCUGAAGGCAGCCCUGUUUAGGGAAGCUUUUAACAUUUGAUGCAUUCCUGUAUUUUAAUAUUUUGUUGAAAGCAGCCCAGAGUGGCUGGGGAAUAAAUAAUAAAUUAUUAUUAUUAUUCUUGCUGGUGAAGCGUGUUAAAGCAUCUUUCUCUCUGUCCCCUUCCAUUCCAGAGGGAGUGCCUGUCGAUUCACAUUGGCCAAGCUGGAGUUCAAAUGGGCAAUGCCUGCUGGGAGCUCUACUGCCUGGAACAUGGGAUUCAGACAGACGGCACCAUCGCCGGGAACCAGGCAGCUCCCAAAAUCCUGCCAGAGACAGACCAGGUGGACGCUUCUUUCGAGACGUUCUUCUGCGAGACUGCGUCAGGGAAGCACGUGCCCAGGGCAGUCUUCAUUGACUUGGAACCGACUGUCAUAGGUAAUAUCGUCUGCAGCGAUCCAUUGGGAUGAAAAUGACCUCUGGGAUGCUUUGUCGAUGUCCAGUAGUGAGUGCUGCCAACUCACCUGGGCGCAAGAUACAAGACAGCUGCCUUAAGGUUCACCCAAACUUCUUUGUUUCCAAGAACAGGUCUGUGCUUUAAAGCACUGCAUCCAAGCACUCCCUGGGAAAACACACUCUUUAUUAUAGCAAAUGGAGCAAACAGCAAUCCAAAUUGCUGUUUCUUCCACUUCAGCAUUAAAGAGCGGGUUUUCAGGCAUGAGUAUUUUCCAGUUCUACCAAUACAUGCAGGGGCUAGAUCCAGGAACCUUUUGCAUGGGAAGUACUGUAUUUUUCGCUCUAUAGGAUGCACCGGACCAUAGGAUGCACUGGACCAUAGGAGGGGGAGAAGAGGGGGAAAAAAAUUCUCCCCCUCUCUGCUCAGCGCCCCUUCAGCGAAGCGGCAGGAGAAACGGAGCCCUUUCUAUUUCUCCUCCCGCUUCACUGAAGGGGCGCUGCGCAGAGAGGGAAAACUGUGCAGCGCCUCUCCAGCCAAACGAAGCCUGGAGAGCAAGAGGGAUCGGUGUGCACCGACCCCUCUCGCUCUCCAGGCUUCAGACGGCCAUCCGCAAGCCUUCGAAGUGUGGUGGGAACUCCUGCUGCGCUCCGAAGGCUUGCGGAUAGCUGCCUGAAGCCCCCGGAGUGCAGCGGGAGUUCCCUGCGCUCCGGGGGCUUCAGGCGGCUUCAGCGAAAGCAACGUGAAGCCUCCGGAGCGCGGGGGGAGCUCUUCCUCUGCACUUCGGAGGCUUCGCAUUGCUAUCGCUGAAGCCAAGGAGCCUGCAUUCGCUCCAUAGGACGCACACACAUUUCCCCUUCAUUUUUGGAGGGGGAAAACUGCGUCCUAUAGAGCGAAAAAUACGGUAUGUACAGGGCCACUAGGCUACUAGUCAUACCUCAUGUUACGUUUGCUUCAGGUUGCGCGUUUUCAGGUUGCAUCCUGCGGCGACUUGGAAGUACUGGAAAGGGUUACUUCCGGGUUUCGCCGCUCGCGCAUGCGCAGACGUGCAAAAUGACAUCAUGCGCAUGUUCAGAAGUGGCGAAUCGCGACCCGUGCACGCACAGACGCAGGUUGCGUUCUUUUCAGGUUGCGAACAGGCCUCCAGAACGGAUCCUGUUCGCAACCAGAGGUACCACUGUACCGUCCUUGCCACUUUUGCUGGCAAGGCUGCUGUGCCUUUAAAAUCUGUAUUAUUGGUGGGAAUGUAAGUUGUCCAGCUAUUUUUAUGUUUGGAGACUUCAAGUACAGUUGUGCCUUGGAUCCCGAACGCCUUGGUACUAGGAUGUUUUGGCACCCGAACGCUGCAAACCAGGAAGCGAGUGUUCCAGUUUGCAAACGUUCUUUGGAACCUUAAUGUCCGAUGGGGACAAUCCACAGCUUCCAAUUGGCUGUGGGAGCUUCUUGCAGCCAAUCAGAAGCUGCGCUUUGGUUUCCGAACGUUUAGGAAGUUGAAUGGACUUCUGGAACAGAUUCCAUUUGACUUCUGAGGUACAACUGUAAACUACUUUCCUUGCAUUGUGUUCUCUUGCUAUGAUUUGACAAAGUUGCAGCAUAUGAUUAAAUAAAGCAGUGCCAUAGCUACGGGGAGACUACUUGAAUUUUUUGCCCCGGGGGGAGGAAGCCUCCAGAGGGGUGCUAUUGAGGCUCCCAGCUUCUGUGUGUGUACGCAAAUGUGUGUGAGGGGUGGUGAGUGCCAAACUGGGUCUUUGACCCGGGUGAAGUAAAGUCUAAGUUUGCCCCUGAAAUAAUGGGUUACAAUUCCGGGGAUGAGUCUAAUGUACAGUGGUACCUCUGGAUAUGAACGGGAUCCGUUCUGGAGCUCCGUUUGCAUCCUGAAGUAAACGUAAGAUGCGACUGCGCGGGUCGCGUUUCGUUGCUUCCGCGCAUGCACGUGACAUGAUUUUUGAGCGUCUGCGCAUGCGCAAGCGGCGAAACCUGGAAGUAACGCACUCUGUUACUUCCGGGUCGCUGCGGAGCGCAACCCAAAAAUACUUAACUUGAAGCUACUUCAACCCGAGGUAUGACUGUAGAAGCAAACUACAUCACUUUGGAUUUUCGUGAAAGUAGGCAAACAGUUAGAGGCAGGACAAACAUGGAGCCCUGCAGAUGUCGAGGACUCAAACUCCCAACAACUCCACCCAACAGGGCCAAUGGCAAGGGGUGUUGGAGGGUAUUCCAUAUUAGAGUAACAAAGGGCAUUUUCCAAUUUAUUGUGCUUGUGGACUCCCUCUUAUGCAUGGGUCGGCAAACUAAGGCCCAGGGGCCGGAUCCGGCCCAAUUGCUUUCUGGAUCCGGCCCGUGGAUGGUCCGGGAAUUGCCGUGUGGAUCGGCGUGGGGAUUCUGAUCAUUCGGGCUGCGCCAUUCCCCCCCCCACGACGGCGCGUCCUCCCUUCCUCCCUCCUCCUGGCUUCUCCCUGCCCUGCCUAGAGGAGGAAGGGGGCUGGGCUUUGUUGAGCCACAGUUGGCUGAGCGCCAUUUUAAGCAGCCCCUCUCCAGAGCCAGCAAUUUUGCGCCACUCAUCGUCCCUCCGCCGCCGCCCCCAGCCCCUGCCGCUCGCAAGGGACAGGAGCUGCGGGUAGCUGAGUGCUAUUUAAAGCAGAGCAGCCCCUCUCUGGAGACAGCUCUUUCGUGCCGCAAUGCGCUUUAUGUGGGGCUACCUUUGAAGGUGACCCGGAAACCGCAAUUAAUCCAGAAUGCGGCAGCUAGACUGGUGACUGGGAGCGGCCGCCAAGACCACAUAACACCGGUCCUCAGAGAUCUGCAUUGGCUCCCAGUACGUUUCCGAGCACAAUUCAAAGUGUUGGUGCUGACCUUUAAAGCCUAAACAGCCUUGGUCCAGUAUAUCUGAAGGAGCGUCUCCACCCCCAUCAUCCAGCCCAGACACUGAGAUCCAGCACAGAGGGCCUUCUGGCGGUUCCCUCAUUGCGAGAAAAGAGGUUGCAGGGGACCAGACAGAGGGCCUUCUCGGUGGUGGCACCUGCCCUGUAGAACACGCACUCUUCAAGUGUGAAGGAAAUAAGAAGCUAUCCCAUCUUUAAAAGACUUCUGAAGGCAGCCCUGUUUAUGGAAGUUUUUAAUAUUUAAUGCUGUAUUGUUUUUAACACUCGAUUGGGAGCCGCCCAGAGUGGCUGGGGAAACUCAGCCAGAUGGGCAGGGUAUAAAUAAAACAUUGUUAUUAUUAUUGUUAUUAUCAUCAUCAUUAUCCCAUCGCCAGCCCCUACCGCUCGCAAGGCACAGGUAAGCAGCCACCGGGGCUCGUUUGGUGCUGUGGAGAACGGAGGGGACAGUCGGUGAGGGGAUUUCCCCCCCAACAUAGUCUGGCCCCCCACAAGGUCUGAGGGACAGUGGACCGGCCCCCUGUGGAAAAAGUUUACUGACCCCUGCUUUUAUCUCUCUCCCUACAGAUGAAAUCCGCACAGGGCCUUAUCACUCCCUCUUCCAUCCCGAACAGCUGAUCAGCGGCAAGGAAGAUGCAGCCAAUAACUACGCCCGAGGCCACUACACCAUCGGGAAGGAGAUCAUUGACACAGUCCUGGGCAGGAUUCGCAAAAUGGUUAAGUCCCCCCCCCACACACACAUGCCAACGUCUACACAACAGGAUGGAAUAAAAGCUUAAUUCACAAAUGUUCAUAGCCAGGCUGGAGCUAAACACAGGAAACCGCCUUAAUAAAAAGUCAGGCCAUCUUGUCCACCCAUCCCAGAGUUGUCUACUUUUUUUGGCUGGCACGGCCUUGCUCAGAGGUCCUUCCCAUCAGCUGCUCUCUUAACUGGAGGCACAUGGGAUGGGUUUUGGUACACAGUGUUGUGAACUGGUCUGAUGGGGAAAGUGGCAAGGCUGGUCCAAACACGCUGGAGCACAGGCAGCUCUGAGUGAGCAGAUAGGGGCCUUUUGCUUGAUAUUUUUACCCCCUCCCAUUGCAAGACUCUCCCGAUCUGAUUUUUGAGAAAGGAGGGGGCAGAAACUGCUCUUCUCUUCUUCCGCUCAUGCCUGACUGCCUGACUGAAUCUGAGUGUGGAGAGAGUCUUAUCUACGUACCUGAGUGGGAGCUGUAACACUCAUGCAAGCCAGUACAUCGGAUUAAGUACUUACCGUAUUUUUGCUCUAUAAGACUCACUUUUUCUUUCCUAAAAAGUAAGGGAAAUGUGUGUGCGUCUUAUGGAGCGAGAUGUCUAGGUCUGCGCAGUUUCCUAUCCCAGAAGCCAGAACAGCAAGAGGGAUUGCUGCUUUCACUGCACAGCUGAUCCCUCUUGCUGUUCUGGCUUCUGGGAUUCAGAAUAUUUUUUUCCUUGUUUUCCUCCUCCAAAAACUUGGUGCGUCUUAUAGAGCGAAAAAUACGGUAAUUCGUUCUGGAGGUCCGUUCUUAACCUGAAACUGUUCUUAACCUGAAGCACCACUUUAGCUAAUGGGGCCUCCCGCUGCCGCCGGAGCACGAUUUCUGUUCUUAUCCUGAAGCAAAAUUCUUAACCUGGAGCACUAUUUCUGGGUUAGCAGAGUCUGUAACCUGAAGUGUAUGUAAUCUGAGGUACCACUGUAGUUCUUUAGUUUGUAGUAGCUAUUAGAAAUAAAAGGAGUUAUGCUUCACAGCUAGCUUCUGCGUUAUUUAUACUCCGCUGAGUUUGGUGCUCACAAUGCACAGUUGUGGGUCCAGUGCACUGGGACCUGCUUUUGGAAGGUCUCUGAAAGUGCUCCAGUCGCCUAGCCCAGUCGGGGCAGAACCAGUUAUUGAGCCCAGUCGCUGACAUCGGUUGAAAGGCAUACAGUGGUACCUCGGGUUAAGAACUCAAUUCGUUCUGGAGGUCCGUUCUUAACCUGAAACUGUUCUUUCUUUCUUUUUUUAAAUAAUGUUUAUUAAGAGUUUAGAAAUUACAAAAAGAAGAGAAAAAAAAGUUAAACAAAGCAAAACAAUACAAUACAUAUAGAACAGAAAACACUACUUAUCUUAACAAAACACAAAAACAGAAACAAUUAAAAACACAUCCAAUAUUUCCAUAUCUUAUCUUUCAUUUACUUGUUUUGACGACCUCCUCACACCUCCCUUUUUUGUAUUCUAGUUCAAUUAGCUAUUUCAGCAAAUCCUUUCCAUCUUUCUCAGUUUUUGUCCCAUAAUUUAUCUUAACACAAUCUAACCUUAUUUUUUUUCCCCUUUAGCCCAUUAACAGUCUAUUUUUACUUAAUUCUUUAUAACAUUUCUGCUAAAGCCAUAUAACUUCAUUCCAGCAUCCUUCUAACAUUCAUUAAUUUUACAGUGUUUCUGUAAAUAGUCUUUAAAUUUUUUCCAAACCUGAAACUGUUCUUAACCUGAAGCGCCACUUUAGCUAAUGGGGCCCUCCCACUGCCGCCGCGCGAUUUCUGUUCUCAUCCUGAAGCAAAGUUCUUAACCCGAGGUACUAUUUCUGGGUUAGCGGAGUCUGUAACCUGAAGUGUCUGUAACCUGAAGCGUCUGUAACCCGAAGUACCACUGUACUGACACUUUUAUGCCUCUGUAUCCAGGCUCCUCCCCCUUGAGAGAGCUUCAGAGCCUUAAAGAGUCAACCUCUGGCCUGAAGGUCGUGGCCACUCCUCCAUCAUGCCACAGCCUCCCUCCUAAUGAGCCGCUGGACGGGUGAUGAGUGGUGCAAGGCAUCCAGGCUCUGGUCCAAGAAGCCUUGGUGGUCUGAGACGUUCCACUGGAAGUUCUUUUUUUAAAAAAAAUAUUUUUAAUUGAUUUUUACAAAUAAUUUCCAAAAAUCACGUAACAUACUUUCUUAUCUUAUACAAUGUUUUGGACUUCCAUCAACUGCAUCUGAAGAUUUUCCAGUCUUUAUCACUUAAUCUGCAUUUCAUUAUUUUCAGUAUUACAUUUAAUACUCCUUCACUAAUAAUUCCUAUCAUAGUUUUCUUUGCAAUGUUUCACAUAGUCCUCCUUACAAACUUAUUGCAAUCCUACUGGCAUAAUCUGUUGAUUACAAUUGCUUUUCAAGUAGUUCAUAUAUUUACUCCAGUCCUCUCAGAGAUUCUCAAUCUCUGAUCCCGCAGGUUUUGAAUCCUGUCAUCUUAUCCAAUUCUGCACAGUCCAUUAAUUUCGUCUACUAUUCUUUCGUCGGUAGUUCUUGUUUCCAUUUCUGUGCCAACAAUACUCUUGCUGCUGUUGUUGCAUAUAAAAACAGUUUAUUGUCCUGUCUAUUAAUGUCCUCACUUACAAUGCCAAGUAAAAAUGCUUCUGGUAUAUAUAUAUAUAUAUAUAUAUAUAUAAAUGUAUAUUUCUACAUCUUUUUCAUCUCAUUAUAUAUCAUUUCCACUGGAAGUUCUUGUCCAGUUGCCUCACAUGCAAUGGCCUCCCUAUCUUCAGCAGUCAGCUCUGGGUCCUGACCCCAGACCCUGCUCCACAUCUUGUGCCCUGCAGCCUCUGACUCGGUGUCCAGGGUUGCUUUGCAUUGCACCACUCUGGGCUCCUUCCAAUGUCCAGAAGAUCAGUGAUUAUGUACCUGGAGGAUCCCACCUCCGGUGUUUCUAACAUCUCAAAUGGUUUGCUUUUAGGAGUAAUAGUUAAAUGGAGCUCUGACUUAGAAGAGGCACUCCUUGACUCUUGGGAUCACUGAGUGUUUUCUGUCAAAUCCCCUACUGCUUUAAGGUGGGCUACGUUCAGGUGCCACAAGCCCAGUCCUUCAAACCACGGUUUGGCAACUUGGGACUGUGCCGUGGGUUCCCUCCUCCUCCACUUCCUGGUUUUCUCCCAUCACAGUUUGCUGUGAUACCCCAAUUGGGCAAACCAUGGUUAGCACCUAAACCUGGUCCCACUUUGUGCAUAUGUACAGUACAUGAUCACAUAGCUGUUGAGCAACGUUCUUACUAAUUGAGCUGUUAUAUUGCCAACAGCCAUCUCUAAUAACCAAAUUUCUGUUCCUGAUGCAGGCUGACCAAUGCAGCGGCCUCCAAGGUUUCUUGGUCUUCCACAGCUUCGGCGGAGGAACAGGGUCAGGCUUCACUUCGCUUCUGAUGGAGCGACUCUCGGUGGAGUACAGCAAGAAGUCAAAACUGGAGUUCUCUGUGUAUCCUGCCCCACAGGUCUCCACAGCCGUCGUGGAGCCCUACAACUCUAUCCUGACCACCCACACCACCCUGGAGCACUCCGACUGCUCGUUCAUGGUGGACAAUGAAGCCAUCUAUGACAUCUGCAACCGCAACCUUGACAUCGAACGCCCCACCUACACCAACCUCAACAGGUUGAUCGGGCAGAUCGUCUCGUCCGUGACGGCUUCCUUGAGGUUCAACGGCGCCCUGAACGUCGACCUGAUAGAAUUCCAGACCAACCUGGUGCCUUACCCCAGGAUCCACUUCCCCUUGACCACCUACGCCCCCAUCAUCUCGGCCGAGAAGGCCUACCACGAGCAGCUCUCCGUGCCAGAGAUCACCAACGCCUGCUUCGAGUUCUCCAACCAGAUGGUGAAGUGUGACCCGCGCCGGGGCAAGUACAUGGCUUGCUGCCUCCUGUACCGGGGGGACGUGGUGCCCAAGGAUGUCAACGCGGCCAUCGCGGCCAUCAAGACCAGGAGGUCCAUCCAGUUUGUGGACUGGUGUCCCACCGGCUUCAAGGUAGGCAUCAACUACCAGCCGCCCACGGUGGUGCCCGGGGGGGACCUGGCAAAGGUGCAGCGGGCUGUCUGCAUGCUGAGCAACACCACCGCCAUCGCGGAGGCCUGGGCCCGGCUGGACCACAAGUUCGACCUGAUGUACGCCAAGAGGGCCUUUGUCCACUGGUACGUUGGGGAGGGCAUGGAGGAGGGGGAGUUCUCCGAAGCCCGGGAGGACCUGGCUGCCCUGGAGAAGGAUUACGAGGAAGUCGGGAGGGAUUCUGCGGACGGGGAGGAAGAGGAUGCUGAGGAAGAAUAUUAAACCCAAGGCCAUGCGUCUGUAUGGGCCAAUCCUGCAUGCAACUGGGCUAAGAUGGGGAGGUGAACCAAAUCUGUUGACUCUUUCUUUUAAAAAAAACCCAAAAAAACCCAACACCCCAUAAUAAACAUUACUGUAUCUCUUACAAGACUUGUGUAGCGUAAGGACUCUUUAACACAUUGUACUUUGUUUAGAAGGCACUUCCUUGUAGCUUUUUGAAUCUUUACUUCCUAUCUUAGAAUUAUGUGAAAUUAACUCUUUUGAGCGCGGAUCUUCGGAGGGGGCGGGUGCAGGAGAGGCUUGGCUGUCCUGUAUCGCUUCUGCGCACUCGAGAAUGGGUAAGGGGGGGGAGUACCCUUUAUUAUUAGAAGACGCUGUGAUCUGCUUCUUUGUACUUUAAUAAUAAAAAAGUGGAACAACUCU